CGAGAAAGUAGAAGAAGUAGAUCUAUGGGACAAUUUGUGAUUUUUAAAUUUGAUCCAAAAUAACGGUUACAGGCAGCAAAGUGGAAAUAGACUUGUUUUGUUUUCAUAUUUAUUAAAAUUAAUAUUUUUUACUUCUAAUUUGAACAUGAGCAGCACAUCGAAAAGUAUUGACAAAUUAGUCGACAAACAUUUACAAAAAUUAAAGAUUCCCGACGGAUUCGAAAAACCGACGAGGGAGUUGGUCAAAAAUAUGAUGCAGCAUCCCGCUUAUAAUAAUCCCAGUUACAAUUGGUCUUUGAACGAUUUUGAACUUGGCAAACGCCUUGGCAGAGGAAAGUUUGGGCGGGUCUUUAUCGCAAGAGAAAAAAGGACUGGUUAUCUGGUUGCAUUAAAAACUUUAGUAAAGAAGGAGAUAGUAAAGGGAAGAGUAGAAAGACUCACAAUGAGGGAAAUUGAAAUUCAAAGUCAUUUAAAGCAUCCAAAUAUUCUACAACUGCUUGCUUGGUUCCACGAUUCACAUAGAAUUUACAUUAUUUUAGAAUUUGCAGGGAAAGGUGAACUUUACCGUCAUCUGAAGUCUUCACCCGGCGGAAGAUUUAGUGAAUCUAUAUCAGCAAAAUAUAUAUAUCAAGUGGCUGACGCUUUGGAAUAUUGCCAUCAGAAUCAAGUGAUACACAGAGAUAUCAAACCUGAGAAUUUAUUGUUGACAAUAACAAAUGACGUUAAACUAGCAGAUUUUGGCUGGUCGGUUCACUCACCAUCAAUGCACCGUAAUACCCUGUGCGGAACAUUGGAUUAUUUACCUCCUGAGAUGGUUGAUGGCAAAGAUUACAGGCACCACGUUGACAACUGGUGUUUAGGAAUAUUAUGUUAUGAAUUUCUUCAUGGAUAUCCUCCAUUUGAGGGAAAGGAUCAGGAGGACACUCAUCAGCGAAUCAAAUCAGGAAACUUGAAGUUUGCAGAUUUUAUCUCAGAUGGAGCACACAAUUUAAUAACAAAUCUUGUAGUACUUAAAGGUGAGAAAAGAAUGUCUUUAGUGAAGGUCAUGAAACACCCCUGGGUAAUAAACCACAAAAAAGAAGCCAAGGGAAAUUAAACAUUCUAAAAGGUAGACUUUGUCAGCUCUUAAACAAUUGUAAUGCAAUUUUAUUUUUAUAUUUUAGUAUGAUUUUUUUUUGUUUUUGUAUUUGUAUUUGUAUUUAAUAUUUAGGAAAUUAAUUUAUGUAUUAAUAAGAAAGUUGAAAAAAUAUUUUCUACAUGCCAAGACUUUUCAUCAUUACUUUUAUAUCAUCUUAUUUACUUAAGGGAUUUUAAUUUUUAAAAAUUGUCAGGCUGAAUUUGAUUGGUCAUUUCUAUAAUGUCGUUUUAUUGAUUAUUCUAUGGUAAAUACGCAAAAUAGUCCUUUGUUUUAUAAAAUUAACGGACCUUGUUAGUUUUUGUAAUUAAAAAUUUAUUGAUAAAACUAGAACUUAAAACUUUCAAUUACAUUUGGUUUUCAUCUCGCAGAGAUGGUUUUCGUUUUAAGACAAACCAAAAUGCCAUAAAAUCAGUCAGUACUCUGUUUGCCAAGCAAAAAACUUUAGGAAUUUAUUACCACAUAUAUACCUUUAUUGGUUUUUUAUAUUUUUCUAUAUGCAAACACAUUCAUUUUGUAGUUAUUUUUGGUCCAAAUAACAUAAAUUGUCAGAAUCUGAAUAAAUAGUCUUUGAUAAAGGUCAUUUUUUAAACUGUAUUGUUUCUAAGUACAAUGAACAAAUUGCAAAGUACUGACAAAAUAUGAUGAUGCAGUAAUUUUGAAAGUCAUUUAGAUAUAAUUGGCAACUUACUCCAAAGGAACCUGUAAAUAUAAAAAAAAAGAAAAACUUCAGAUUUUUUCGUCCCAGAAAAAAAAACAAUGUAACAAGGCAGGUGCUUAAGGAAGCUGGAUUUAAAAAGUAAUUGAAAGCAACUACAUGUUUCAUCUAAUUCUUCAUUGAAUCAUAAUUAUUUAAAUAAACCCUUUUUCUGAGUUGUAUACAAAAUUUUCUAAAUCUUAUAA
Messenger RNA from Cylas formicarius (sweet potato weevil), 2038 nucleotides. Its product is annotated as aurora kinase B-like. Gene Ontology annotation, cellular component: spindle pole centrosome; spindle microtubule; spindle midzone. Gene Ontology annotation, biological process: regulation of cytokinesis; protein phosphorylation; mitotic spindle organization. The transcript is spliced from 6 exons. Lineage: Eukaryota; Metazoa; Arthropoda; Insecta; Coleoptera; Brentidae. Bases 146 to 1096 code for a protein of 316 amino acids. Gene Ontology annotation, molecular function: ATP binding; protein kinase activity. The record is from RefSeq and is a predicted model, not a curated record.